Aplysia californica (California sea hare) is the source of this 785-nucleotide messenger RNA. RefSeq names its product nucleolar protein 7. NCBI's taxonomy places the organism in Eukaryota, Metazoa, Mollusca, Gastropoda, Aplysiida, Aplysiidae. Bases 98 to 727 code for a protein of 209 amino acids. The transcript has 6 exons. The record is from RefSeq and is a predicted model, not a curated record.
AAUGUACUUUCAUUAUCGUUAUUUUGCCUUGCCAACACACAAGUUUGUUAGAAGGCGUCUACAGUUUUCUGAAGAUAUCCUUCAUACAGAAUAAAGCAUGCCAAAGAAAGUUGUUCCGCCGAUUUUGAAUCCGCAAAUUGACUCAUCAGAUGAUGAGGAUGACGAUGCUCCCGAGGAAGUUAGUGUUUCCUCGUCUCGACAGCAAAAGGAGUCUCAGGAGAAAAAGAUCAAAGAGUCAGAGAAAGUGAAGAAGCAGGAGGAGAAAGAAAAGAGGAGGAAAAAGAAUGAGCUGUUUAAUCUACAAAAGCAAAAGAAACUGGAAGACCUGAGCAAAAGGAAGCUGCCCCAAGAUGUGCUGGAUGCUGUCUCUGCGAGUACGUCAAAGAAAACCAAACUGGAGAAUAAAGGAGAGACCACAACACAAGAUGAUGGGGAAGAUGGCAAUGCUGAUGAUGACAGAGACUCUGCCGAGGAUCGGCUGUCGGAUAGCGGGCUGGAAAAUGAUGAUGAAGUCGGAGACGACGACGACGACUUUCUUUCUCUCAGCAAACCACAAGGUAUUGCCGUCAUGACUCACAAAGCACUGGAGGAGAAAAAAAUGACCUCCACAGAGCGAGCCCUUCAGUUCCGCCAGGACCGUCUCUACAACCAGAGCGCAAUACCGAGGGAAUCUUAUAAACAGAGACAAGCAAAGGCCCAGAAGCAGAAAGCUUUCAAAAUGCGGUGAUUUCAGGAAUGUUUUGUGUUACAAUAAAAACAAUAAAAUAUGAAGAUGGAAUCAUCAA